UCGAAUCACAGACACACAAACCCACUAAACAUUCUUCUAAUGUCUCGUCCUCUUGUCUUCUUCUUCUUCCUCUUUCUUGUCUUGGUCGUCCCUUGUCUCUCCCAUGGAACCGGAGGAGACCACGACGACGAUGAGGCUCCGCACGUUAAGAGUUCCGAUCUCAAAUCUAAAUCCUUAAUCUCUGUCAAGAUCGCAUGUCUUGUCAUCAUCUUUGUCCUCACGUUUAUCAGCGGCGUAUCUCCUUAUUUCUUGAAAUGGAGUCAAGGGUUUUUGGUUCUUGGAACACAAUUCGCCGGUGGAGUGUUUCUUGCAACCGCCUUGAUGCAUUUCUUGUCUGAUGCUGAUGAGACGUUUCGUGAUUUGUUGACGGCGGAAGGAGAGUCAGAGCCCUCUCCGGCGUACCCAUUUGCUUAUAUGUUGGCUUGUGCUGGUUUUAUGUUAACCAUGCUUGCUGAUUCUGUCAUCGCUCAUAUCUACUCAAAGACCCAAAACGAUUUGGAGCUUCAAGGAGAAGACAAAUCGAAUCAGACGUCAGCAACAACUGAAACUUCGAUUGGAGAUAGCAUUCUAUUGAUCGUAGCUCUCUGUUUUCACUCUGUCUUCGAAGGCAUAGCAAUUGGUAUCUCAGAGACUAAAUCAGAUGCUUGGAGAGCUCUAUGGACAAUAACACUCCACAAGAUAUUUGCAGCUAUUGCAAUGGGAAUUGCUCUUCUCCUUAUGAUCCCUGACCGUCCUUUGUUCUCAUCAAUCACUUAUUCUUUCGCAUUCGCCAUCUCGAGCCCAAUCGGUGUUGCGAUUGGAAUAGUAAUUGAUGCAACGACUCAAGGAUUGGUCACGGAUUGGAUAUUCGCAGUGUCGAUGAGCUUGGCGUGUGGGGUAUUUGUGUAUGUCUCGGUGAACCAUUUGUUGGCAAAAGGGUAUCGACCAAACAAGAAGGUGGGCAUCUGUGAAAUCGUGAUGAAUUUGGGAGAUUUGAACAAGGUCUGGGAAAUAAAGGCUUUGAAGAAGAAACCUAGAGAAGAUGAAGCGAGGAAGAUUCUGGAGAAAGUAGCUAAUCAGGUUCAGCCGAUUAUGACUAGACGAAAAUGGCGUGUCAAGGUUCUCUCUGAAUUCUGCCCAACAAAUCCAAGGCUUUUGGGGGUGAAUGUAAAUAGAGGCGUGCAAGUGAAAUUGAGGCUUAGGAGGGUAAACCAUGAUUUAGAUUUCUUAUCGUAUCAUGAAAUUCUCGACACCAUGCUCCACGAGCUUUGCCACAACGCUCAUGGUCCUCAUAACGCAAGUUUCUAUAAGCUUUGGGAUGAACUUCGAAAGGAAUGCGAGGAGUUGAUGUCAAAGGGUAUUACAGGGACGGGACAGGGAUUUGAUAUGCCUGGUAAGCGUUUGGGUGGACUUUCUCGUCAGCCUCCUCUAUCAUCUCUCAGAGCAACUGCAGCUACAGCAGCAGAAAAAAGAGUGCGUGCGGGAACUCUUUUACCUUCAGGACCUCAACGUCUUGGUGGUGAUAGCAGCAUUAUGUCAGAUCUUAGUCCAAUUCAGGCUGCUGCAAUGGCUGCAGAAAGACGUUUACUUGAUGAUAUUUGGUGUGGUUCCCAAUCUACAGAGGCUUUAGAAGACGAUGAGAAUGAUAGUGACACAUGUAAGGAACCCGUUUCCAUCAGGGAAACUUGUACGAGCAUGAAUGCUAAGUCUGUAAAAAGAUGUAAUAGCUGGUCCAAUGCCAAUUCUUGCCCUCCAUCUUCCAGUCAUCAAGGGGGAUCAGACGUCAUUGAUUUGACUGAGGAAUCUUUUGAAACAAGAUGUGCUAAAAGAAACUGCAGCCCAAGUGAUCAGGGUCCUUGUGCCAAAGAUGUACUGAACUCUGGUGUCACGAAGUCAUCGAUUACUUUGCCAUCGACGAGUUACAAUGGAAACCAAAGCAGAGAAGAAUCCACAAUGUGGGAGUGUGUAGAAUGCACCUUAUUGAACCCCUCAUUGGCUCCAAUAUGUGAGUUAUGCACUGCCGCAAAGCCAAAGGAAAGGGAGAUGAAGCACAAAGUCUGGUCUUGCAAAUUCUGCACGCUUGAAAACGAGGUGAAGUUAGAGAAAUGUGAGGCUUGUGGUCAGUGGAGAUACUCGUAUGGAGCACCAUUGUCGACUGGUGCUCCUAAUGUCGGCACUUGAGGGUAUAAGGACUAAAAGUCAAACUGUUAG
Molecule: messenger RNA, 2190 nt
Organism: Arabidopsis arenosa
Lineage: Eukaryota; Viridiplantae; Streptophyta; Magnoliopsida; Brassicales; Brassicaceae
Source: the annotation of a GenBank genome assembly